UACAUUGAGUUUCACAGGUGCUUGGCUGCUAAGGGUGAAGAAUCUAAUGAAUGUGAAAAGUUUGCAAGAUACUACCGCUCUCUCUGCCCAGGUGAAUGGAUUGAUAGGUGGAAUGAACAGAGAGAGAAUGGAACUUUCCCGGGUCCCCUGUGAUUUCUCAUUUGGAACAUUGGAGAACUGUGUCUGGCCUGGAGAGCACAUGUUGCUCCCUUUUGUCUUCUGUCUAGUUUCAAUGUUUUUCAUCGAAUCUUUUUAAUCAAUAAAGGUACAAAUGUUGAUCUGUUCUAAUUUAUUGCGUUGAGUGGUUGGCAAAGAACAUGAAUGAGACCUGAAAGUUCUCAUGUUUUAAUCUAUGACUCUGUUUUCAAGUCGCUUGGCUAAAAUCUACGUUUACCAUAUGUGACAUUGUUUUCUUAGUUUCGUUAUAGGAGCCACUUUUUAUGUCUGUCUUGGUGUUUCACUGCUGCUAAAUGUCCGCCUUUUGGAUGCUUGCAGGGAUGUGAACCACCAGUUAAACACUUGUACAAUCUUUAUUUGAGAAGCUACAAAAUUGUAGCUUUAACUUCUAUAAAAACAUGAAUAACGC
Rubroshorea leprosula is the source of this 586-nucleotide messenger RNA. The record is from the annotation of a GenBank genome assembly. Lineage: Eukaryota; Viridiplantae; Streptophyta; Magnoliopsida; Malvales; Dipterocarpaceae.